Schistocerca gregaria is the source of this 1680-nucleotide messenger RNA. RefSeq names its product ribosomal RNA processing protein 1 homolog. NCBI's taxonomy places the organism in Eukaryota, Metazoa, Arthropoda, Insecta, Orthoptera, Acrididae. Gene Ontology annotation, biological process: rRNA processing. The record is from RefSeq and is a predicted model, not a curated record. The coding region runs from base 32 to 1639 and encodes 535 amino acids. The transcript has 4 exons. Gene Ontology annotation, cellular component: preribosome, large subunit precursor; nucleus; preribosome, small subunit precursor.
UUUAUUUUAACUAAAAGUUUUUGCCGUUCUUAUGAGCGAUGAUCAACAAGUGUCUCAGCACAAGUUCAAACUUGGCAGAAUUAUAGCGUCUCCAGAUAAAGAAACAAGACAAAAGGGCAUAGCCACUUUGAAAUCUUGGUUAAAAAAGUAUACCAAGCCUACUGAACUAGACUAUCUCAAAGUAUGGAAGGCUCUAUUUUACUGUGUUUGGGUGACUGAUAACUCUAUCGUCCAUUAUGAAUUGGUUCAAAAACUGGCAAAACUAGUCCAUGAUUUACCUGAUAACAGCUGCUUUUUUUUAUUUGUUAUUUCUUUUUACAAAACAAUUAAUAGAGAAUGGCAAGGGAUUGAUAAAUAUAGAAUUGAGAAGUAUUUAUGGCUUAUGCGGUUUUUUUUCUACGAAUGCCUUUGCUUUUUGCAAAAACAAGAUUGGAAUGAAGAGUUGAUAGACACUUAUAAUGUGAUCCUUUUAGAAAAUGUGUUUAUAACUAAAGAGCAUGAUGUCUACUUGGGUAUUAAAAUGCACCUUGUUGAUGUUUUUUUUGAAGAAAUUAAAAAGAUAUUUGGCGACGAAUUUUGGACAGCUUCUACCUCUAUUCUCCUUACUAUUUUCUAUCCAUUCUUUUGCAUAUUGUCUAGUUCAAAUGAUACCGCGCUCAAAGAUCAUGUUGAACAAAACAUUUUUGAUGAGCUUUUGAUAUUUUUCUUUAAUUUGAAGAUCAAGCUUGCCUCAGCCGAAGAUAAAACCCCAGACUUAGAAUCAAUUCGUAAAUCAAUGUCAGACCUGGCAAAAUUGAUUUAUGUCUUCAACAAUUUUUUGUUUUCUCUUGCCUCAUCCAAAAAAACAUCUAAUGUCUGUCGUAAACAACUUUAUCAAAUCCAUCAAAAUAUAAAAUCAAAUAUGGAGAACUUGAACGAAAAUGAAGAAGAGGUUGAUGGCGAUGGACAUGGGCCUCAGAGUACCAAUAAUGAUACUGACGAAAAUAAUGAAAUUAGUGUAGAUUCAAUUGAUACAGAAAAUGAUAGGCCCUGUAAAAAGGGGACAUAUGUCUCUGACAACAUACAAGAGCAAACUUUUGCUUCCGUGUUUCUGCGUUCUAAAAAAGCUCCAGAUACAGUUAGACAAUCUAUUAAAUCUAAUAAUUUUAAAAGACGUAAACUUAUUCGAGCUAGAUGUAAUAGCUUAUGCACUAAAUUAGUAUCAACAAACAUACCACCACCGAGCGUUUGCUGUAAUCAGCAGAUUAAUCAAUUAACAAGUACUAUGGUCAAUUGCGGUUUUUCUGAUGACAAAACUCAGUUAGAACCACUUACUGCAUCUAAUACCCUUUCAUACGUUGAUAUGUCAACAAAAAAUGAACAGUCUACAGGUGACUCACUGACGGAUUUGCCGUCAAGUAUCUACUCAAAUUCUAUCUUGGAUAGGCCGCCAGCAAAAAGGGUUAAAAUAAAGAAAGUUUGUUUUAACUCUAUAGCUAUGGUCAAAAGAUAUUCAACCAAAGAGAGAAUUCAACCUAUCUUGCCAAUAUCAUUAACUUCGCAGCCUAUUAGAAGCAUUUUAAAAAAAAAAAUUAAGUGUAGGACCAAACACCACGCUCUACUACAUAUCAAUUCUCCAUCUAAAAAUGAAAUUAUAUAAAAUUUAUUGAUACUAGAUUGAUUUAAACUCAAUUAAAGUUU